This is a messenger RNA of Pseudozyma hubeiensis SY62, 3279 nucleotides long. Its product is annotated as candidate lipase/esterase. Gene Ontology annotation, molecular function: hydrolase activity. Bases 1 to 3279 code for a protein of 1092 amino acids. The record is from RefSeq and is a predicted model, not a curated record. NCBI's taxonomy places the organism in Eukaryota, Fungi, Basidiomycota, Ustilaginomycetes, Ustilaginales, Ustilaginaceae. The transcript has a single exon.
AUGACAAUCACCACGGCGGGCGUAGCCGUAAACAUCACACCCACCGUCACAAAGACGUUCUUCAAGCACUACUACAAGAAAGCCAAACGUCGCCUCCGCAACCGAUCUCGCAAGAAUGCCACCGAUUCCAAUGCUCCCAACGCUACCGACGAAUUCAUGUUCGACGAAGCCUUCCACAUCGUCAAGGCCUUCAUCGAAAUUGGUACGAGCGACACGGUGGAAGCAAUCCAGAACUUUACUGACGCACCUGCUCCUCCCAUCCCUUGGGCGACGACGUUACCUGUGAUCAUUCCGAUGGAGAGCUGCGACAAAGCAGCCAAGCUGCUUGUAGAGCAUCUAGGUCCGAAUGAUCUGGAAAAGUUGGUGGGUGGAGAAAAGUGGUGGCAAUUGAGACCUUUGCCGGGUGUCCAGGGUGAGUGGAUUGCCAUGUCGAAUGAUUGGAAGAAGAUGAAGACGAUGGAGAAACGUGCUCAGCAGGAUAGGGCCAAGCCCUCGCCGGCUAUGACGAGCAAGCAGAGGAGGAGGAGGAACAAGCGACACGAGAGAGCACUGUCAGAGAUUAAGGCCAUGCGUCAAAAGACAGAGUCAGCUUUGAAACGUCGUUCGCAGUCGUUCAAGAGGUCUUCGCAGGAUGCAAAGCGUCAGAGAGAUGCUGAAGCAGAGGUGGAAGACGAUGAGGAUGCAGCAUCAACAGCACCAAGCGAGGCAGAAGUACCCCAGCCGACCUUCGAUCCUGCUACCGAUAUGGCAUCCGACAACGGCACCGAAGAUCACCCAGCAGAGACAGAAGAGCUCGACCGCCUACAACGAGUCAUGCUCUACUUCCACGGUGGAGGAUACUACUUUGGCUCCCUCGCGACCCACCGCUACCAGAUCGUGCGCUACGCGCGCAAGUUCGGAGGCAAGUGCUUUGCGCCCAUCUAUCGCAAGGCGCCCCAAUAUCCGUGGCCCUGUGCGCUUCAAGACGCAGUCGCGUCCUACCUCUACCUUUUGUAUCCUCCGAAGGGUGCGAAACACAGACCGGUGGACCCGAAGAAGCUCGUCAUCGCAGGCGAUAGCGCAGGAGGCGGAUUGACGCUGGCCUUGUUGACGGUAAUCCGAGAUAUGGGGUUGCCGGCGCCGGCGGGUGCAGUGCUCAUCUCACCUUGGUGCGAUUUGACCCAUUCGUUCCCAUCUAUCUUGCAGAACACGGCGACAGAUAUCAUUCCUCCUUAUGGAUUCAUCCAUAAACCGUCAACGUUGUGGCCGAUCAACGCUACAAAGCCGAUGAAAGGAGAUGAGGAGGGCGAAGCCAAGACUGAUGAAGAGCAGCCGAGAAGAAAGGUGCCGGUGGGUGUUGAAAAGGAUGGCGAGACCAAGGGUGAUUCAGAGCCCGCUGCUCGAAAGAGUUCGGACGGUGGAAACCUGACGUCCACGAGCGAGAAACCCAGCGACGCUGUACGAACCGCUCCAUCGCCUCCAUCCUCAACCAGAAAAGGCAUUCCCCCGGCACCGGACCUGCUCUGGUCCGACCCCAUCACCAUCUCCCGCGCCGACACCACCCGUGAGGCCAUCGAGCUGCGCGAGCAAAUCCAGCUCUACGCCACGAACGACCAACUCACCCAUCCGCUGUGCUCCGCCGUCCUCUCUGGCUCACUCGGCGGUCUACCACCUCUCUACAUCCUCGCCGGUGACGCUGAAGUCCUACGCGAUGAGAUCGUCUACCUCGCGCACCGAGCUGCCCACCCGCAUCGCUACCCUCUUCGUAAAGAUCUGUUGGAUCACUCGGCGCGUAGUCGCGAGAACGCAGAAAAGUACGAUUCGCAGCCGACAAAGGUUCAUCUGCAGAUCUACGAUCAGAUGUGCCACGUGCUGACGGCUUUUGCGUUCACGAGUCAGUCGAGGUUCGCGUAUCGGGCGGUGGCGAGUUUCGUCAAGCAUGUGACGGGUGCGCCGACGGAUAUCAAGAAUCCAUUUCCGGAGGCGCAGGAGGGUGAUGAUAAGAGGGAGGAGGGAGGGAGCGAUGAUGGAGAUGGUGAUGAUGGGGUUGACGGUGUAUCUGACAACGUUGGAGGCGAGGUGAGUUCACCUCCGCUAGCGAGCAGCUUAAGGAGCGAGCAGAACUCAUUGGGCGGUGCGGUAACGACGACGCCUUCUGCGACUUCGUCCCAGAGUCAAGGGAAUGGGUUGAGUGCGAUGACGGGCUUCGAUGAAAAGCCGCAGCUCGACGCUAUCGACACACACACGAAGGGUGAUACGACCAACACCACCUCUCAACUCCAUGAUGAGCCCGAAUCCAUGUCAGCAAUAGAGCCCUCUAGCGGCACCACUCCGGCCACUGGGGCCAACACUCCUGCGACAUCGAGCACGAAAUUGCGUCACCGCUCCAUGUCUCAACUUCUCAGCGACACGCUUCACGGCCACCCAACCGGCACCAACACUCCCGCUGUCCCUAGAUCACGACGCGGAACCGCCGACCAUCCCAACCAGUACGCCGGGCAAGUCCCCCUGCUCCGACCCUCGUUCCAAUCCUUCAUGAUCCGCGAACGGGUCGACACGCUCGGCUACCUUCGACCUCUCGAACCCGAAACGUCGCUUCCCUGCCUUCAGAUCCACCCUUCUUCCAUCGGCUGCAUCAAAGAAGGACCUGUCGACCGCUACCUCACCGGUCAAACCCAAUGGGCGAAGCGUUUCGCCAAAACGGCGCGUAAAGUGGAAAAGCAAAGAGCGAAAAACGAAUCCACGGCGCAAAAGAUGCUCCAAGAAGCCUCCUCGCAAGGACUGCUCGAUCUCGCUUCUUUACGCAAGAAACGAAACGGCCUGUUUGAAGCUUCGUCGAACUCCUCGGAGUCAAAAGGUGUGGGUGUCAACGCAAACGACGUGGCAAAGGGAGCAGAGCGAUGUCGAGAAAAAUGGUCUUGGCUGGUCGACUUCGGACCCUUCGAUCUGACGCACGAAACACCGCCUCCCGCCGCCAUCGCCGGCAGAAGAGAUACCGAUGACGCCCUUGUGCUGCUGAGACGAUCCCUCCAAAUCAGAGCCAGAGCGUACGGUGUGCAGAGGAAAAGCAGAUUCUGGGGUGCAGAGGAUCGUCCCGUUCGAGCGCAUUGGAGAGCAGAAGACGAAACGGGAUUGGAGACCAGCACCGAUCCCAGCGGAAACACGGUCGAGGAAGGGGGGGGAGCUGCCAAAGCUGGCGCAGGAGCAAAGGGCCACCACCACCACAGAGGUCUGAGAGUGUGGAACCUGUUGAUGGUCGGCAAGAAACCUGGUACGGUGUCGGGCAAGGAGAAGAGCUAA